GCGGUUACGCACGCGAGUUCUUGCGCACAGCUGCGACGGGGACCAAAGUUGCCAUCGGCCAGCUGGUUGCUUGGGGCAACUGAUAGACCCGGCCCAGCACUGGAAAAGCUGCUUAGCAUUCGCUAUUCUAUAAAAUAAUUUCGAAGACGAACUACCCCUUCUUCUUUUAGCGUAGGAUUGGGUGUCCGUGACCUGAUUAGUGGCACGUGCCUAUAAACUAGCCAAUGGCAACAGAAUACAGGGCAAACACGCACAAGCAAAACGAGGCAGCACAACGAAGCUGAAGCACUUUAGGGGGCGCUGUCUCCAAAACUCCGGGGAGCGUAUCAGCAACAAUACUGUUCUUUCCACUUUUUCUGUUGUGGAAAGACGCUCUAGCCUGUGCAUCAUCUCUAUGAUGAAUGUGCAAGUUCGAGUUGGACGUCACUUUCAGUGAAGGAGAAGCAUUGAGCUCUAUAGCACUGUGGAUUCCACCUCCACCACAGGGAAGUGAAAGGGUUUUGCUGUUGUUUCACGAUCUUUGUCGCUGGCAAUGGCCUCCUCCGGCAAGUGGGACAAUGAGGCGAGUCGGGUGUCACUGGAAGACUUCCGUCAGUAUCAUGAGACUGAUAAACAAUGGGCCGGCCGCAGGCAAUUCGUGGCGAGGCACCUCCAUCUGUACCCGGGGCCCAAGACUGAUCAGCUGAUCGCCCUGUCUGUGGUGUGGAGCAACAUCGUGUUCAUUGGCAAUCGUUAUGGAGAGAAACUUACAGAGAAAGUUCACAAGAUGGCAGAAGGAAUUGAUAUUGGAGAGAUGCCAUCCUUUGAGCUUGUUCCUGGUGCCAAAAAAACAUCAGGAGGUGCAGAUAAUGGUGAGCAACCUCCGAAAAAGUUUGCUUCACGUUUUGGGCCACGUCCAAGGUUUGAACCUGUUCGUUUUGUAGUCAGUAGUACCCAAGAGGACAGUUUUCAAGAAAGUAUUAAUGGUUCGGACAGUCAGAAGCAAGACCAGCAAGGUGACAGUUUACCUCCAGACGUUUGUACUACUACAAGUGAUACUUCUGAUCAGGAAUAUUGUUCAGAAAUGGACUCAUUUCAUUCAGAUGCAAUGGAGGAUGAAGGCAGACAUGAUUCUGGAAAUUUUAUGUCUAAAAUAGAGCAAAACUAUUCAGCCAAAUUUAAUUCUCACUAUUCAACAAUGUCAAAAGAAUUUUGCAGUAACGUACUUGAUAUGUGGAAAGGAGUGAACAGGCAGGGAAGGAAGGGCAUUGGUUUUGUAAAACCUCCCAAAAUGUCUGACAAACUCGGCAAGGAAUUCGGAAGAAGUACUUUAUCAGGACGCACACUACACAGCCUGGAUAAAGCAGCCUUUAUCAAGCAGCUUUCUGCUACAAUUCUACAAAAAAUGUCAAGCCCAAAACAAGUUGAUCCAGAGAGAAUGAAUUACACGUUUAUGUUAUCGUGCUGUACUCAGCCAUUUAAAACAAACCCAGAGUAUAUUUAUGUCCCUCUGAAAGAGAUCUCGCCACUCGAACUCCCAAAAUACACACAACUUCCAGUCUAUGGCUUUGCUUGUGAAGUGAGGUGUCAAGAUAUUUACUUGGCCACUGGAUACUCUGGCAGUAAAAAUGGUGCCCGGGAACGAGCUGCUGAGCAGGCUGUGCAGCUAUUACAGAGGUCUAUAGAAGUCAGAAAGAUGAACCGAAGAUUUGGACAAACAUUUCGUGAGGAAUGGGUGGCUUGCCCAAUCGACAUGCCUGAGAAGGGAUUACCACCUGCCCUUAAGCAAGAAGAUAGUAGCAACUGUGAAAUGUCACCAUGUGGACAACAAUCUGCUGACCCUGCAAAAGUAUCUUUACCUGCCAAGCAAUGGACUGACUUUAUUCUGACUGAAAAUGCCUGUGAUGCUAUAGGUAUUCUAAACAAUUCUGCUGAUGUUAACAAAAUGACAGUUGAAUAUAAAUACACCAUGAUGUCCAACACUAUGUGGAAAUGUAGCAUUUUUGUGCAAGAUCACUGUCUAGCAGAAGCAUACGGCAAUAAGAAGAGUAGUAAACACGAAGCUGCCAAGGAGGCUGUUAGAAUUUUGAAAACUUUCCAGCCUAAGCUACAAAAAACUUGUGAAAUAAAAGAUUAUGUUCAGGCCACCAACAAUGGCCCUAUAAAAGAGCUGAAAGACAUCGUAGUGUAUGCAAAAUCUACUAAUCCUGUCUGUACGCUGAAUGACACAGCUCAGUUCAAUAAUGUAACCGUAGACUACGUCUUUGAGAGGCUGACAGGUGAUAAGUGGAAGUGCAAAGUUCUCAUGGACAGCCAGUUUCUAGCUGAGGCAGUGGGAAUUAAGAAAUCAUUAAAGCAUGAUGUUGCUGAGGCCGCUGUACGUGUCCUCAAACAAACACAGCCUGUGGUGGUUAAUAACCUGAAUAAAGGGACUGCUGAAGAUGCCAUUUCUAGAAAUCAGAUCAGUGGAUGGUCAAAGGAAGAAUCGUUCAAACAAAAAAUCAAAGAAGAUAAUAUUGGAAACCAACUCCUAAGGAAGAUGGGAUGGAAAGGUGGGGGGUUGGGAAAAGAAGGAGGGGGAAUAUCGGAACCCAUAUCUGUUAAGGAGCAGUUUAGUCGAGAAGGGCUUGGUCUUACUUCAAACAAAAUUAAUAAGAGAGACAUUGAGAAGAUCAUCAGAAACUAUGCUAAUUCCUAUAAUCAGGAUGAUCUUACUUUUGCUAAAGAACUUUCCAAUGAGGAACGCAAGAACAUACACCAGAUUUCUCAAAAGUAUGGCCUCAGGAGCAAGUCUCACGGACAGGGCACUGAACGCUUCUUAGUAGUCAGCAGGAAGAGAAGUAAACAGGAUCUCAUACACCAGCUUAGACAAGAAGGGCAGGUGGGAUCAUAUGCACUUCUAAUGCCCCAGCAAUGAGCUGUCUACUUGCCCUUCAUCAGCAUAGGUCUCAAUUGGUUUUGUUUUGCUGAAAGUAUUUGUUCAUUGGCUGUUCAGUAUUUAAAAGUAGGAUUUCCUCUAUUGUAAAAUAUUAUACAUGCAGGCAGAGUGUAAAUGCGUGGGCCUUUAAAAAAAAAAAAAAGGAAUUGGAAAAUUGCUUCAGGUGCAUUUCUAAGAACUUACAUUUUUUUUUUUUAAGUUU
This is a messenger RNA of Xenopus laevis (African clawed frog), 3119 nucleotides long. It is a transcript of the gene nkrf.L, whose product is annotated as NFKB repressing factor L homeolog. NCBI's taxonomy places the organism in Eukaryota, Metazoa, Chordata, Amphibia, Anura, Pipidae. The coding region runs from base 533 to 2896 and encodes 787 amino acids. The transcript is spliced from 3 exons. The record is from RefSeq and is a predicted model, not a curated record.